UGUAUAUAUAGUGUGUGUGUGAGUGAGAAUCAAUCAUCCGGGAUUUCUGACGAGUUCGCUCGGAUUCGCAUUACAGUGGGUACACUCGGUUUACUCCGGUGCAGCAGCCACAUAAAUGCUCCGUAUUGAAACACGUGAUCCGUCAAACCAUGUCAUGAAAAUAAUAUCUCUCACAAACCGUUUUACCGCAUACUUUUAUGACGUUAUUCAGUGGUUACUUUUAGCUGCUUUUGCGAUGAUGGUGGUACACUGUAAAUUGCAUGUAAUAUAAUCCACAUUCCUUGACAUCAAAGUAGCGCUGGAGUCCCGAGUAAGCUUUAUCGAGUGCACCCUCUCGGGAAUUUGUGAUGAGGCGGGAAAUGGCGUCCGAAGAGCCCGUCGAUGGUCUGUGGUUCUGAACACAGCUGGCAGCGAUAACGACGGACAGACCUCUCUCUCGGUGGCCGCACCAUUGCGGCUACCAGUGUGGACAGGCAAGCGGCAAGUUUGGUUACGAAUUUAUUUGCUCCAUCGUCUUCCAUGUAACGUGUAGGAUGAUGAGGUUGAGAGUGCGGAAAGCUUCUCAGCAGACCAGCGCCAAACCAAAACCUGGUCCCAAAUCCAGCCCCGGCCGUCCAGCCCCAGCCUCGGCCCCCUGCCCAGCCCAGGCCAAGAGGAAACACUGUGACGUGGAGCCCACUGCUGCGACCAGGAGAGGCCUCAGAAUGCAGAAGAAUGAGACGGGCCUGUUUUCCACCAUUAAGAAGUUCAUCAGGGGAAAUGCUGUCAAGAUGGAGCAUGACAUCCCAGCUAAGAGGAGUCGUGUUGAUUGUAAAGUGGACAGCAGCAACCUGAUCACGUCUUCUCCUCAUCCUCCUAACAAAGCUAUCCCCAGGGGCUGCAGGAGAAGCGCUAACAAACCUGAUCCAAUGACGUUGAACAGUAAGCCCCUGAAGCCCAACGGUAAACUGGAGGUCCCCGUGGAGGUGGCCAUCAGCCCUCCUCGCACUACUCUCCUGGGGACCAUCUUCUCUCCCGUCUUCAACUUCUUCUCACCUGCAACCAAGACGGCCACUCUUGGGUCUGACUCACCUGGGCAGGUGCUGGAGGCUGAGGAGAUUGUGAAGGAGGUGGAGGAAAUGUCGACCAGUACCCCCACAUCUACAGAAGGCGUUGUCCUGUCUCCUGUUGCUCCAGUACCACCACCACCGGCUCCUCUGGCUACACCAGAACCACCUGUGAAGGAAGGGGAGAUGGUUACAGAAACAGAUACGCCCCUUCUAACAGCUCCGGUAUGCACCCCAGUCAGCUGUUACCCCCACGCCCCUCCCACGGCCCCUGCAGACGGCACCUACGAGGAGGACUGGGAAGUCUUUGAUCCGUACUUCUUCAUCAAACAUGUGCCUCCGUUGACAGAGGAGCAGAUAGCCAGGAAACCAGCACUGCCUCUCAAAACACGCAGCACACCAGAGUUCUCCUUGGUCCUAGAUUUGGACGAGACGUUGGUGCACUGUAGUCUGAAUGAGUUGGAUGACGCAGCUCUGACCUUCCCUGUCCUGUUCCAAGACGUCAUCUACCAGGUGUAUGUGCGUUUGCGGCCGUUCUUCAGAGAGUUCCUGGAGCGCAUGUCUCAAAUUUACGAGAUCAUUCUGUUCACUGCCUCUAAGAAGGUGUAUGCAGACAAGCUGCUCAACAUCCUGGACCCUAAGAAACAGUUGGUCAGGCAUCGUUUGUUUCGUGAGCACUGUGUAUGUGUUCAAGGAAACUACAUCAAGGACCUAAACAUUCUUGGAAGAGAUCUUUCAAAAACAAUAAUAAUCGACAAUUCACCUCAAGCCUUCGCCUAUCAGCUUUCCAAUGGGAUUCCCAUCGAGAGCUGGUUCAUGGACAGGAACGAUAACGAGCUUCUCAAGCUGGUUCCUUUCCUGGAGAAGCUGGUGGAGAUGAAUGACGACGUAAGGCCUUACGUCAGAGAACGGUUUCGUCUUCACGAUCUCCUUCCUCCAGACUGAUUUGUGAUUGGUUGACCCAGCAGGCUAACCAAUAGAAAUAUAGAAUGUAUAUUUAUAUUAGAAUGUUCAUUCUAAUUCUAUGGAUUAGCCCUGCAGUACUUGGAGAGGGAUGCCUUCCCUUCAACACAGCGGAGAUGAGGAGAAUCAAGUUUAACUGACUCUAAUGAGGAUGUUGUUUUAAAUGGAUCUCUGACUACAACUACAACGUUUUCAUUACUGAUGAAAAUACCAACAAAACACCAUUACAGAGGGUUUUCUUGUUACAGAAAACAAAACACAAAUCUUUAUAAUUCCUGAAGCUAUGUACAGUUUGAGUAUUUGUAUAUGUUUUGUAUUCUCGAACGAAACUGUUAUACUCAAACUAAACUGUACCCCCAGGGUAGAGCAGUCCCCUUGUAUUAUAAAAGGCUUCUGCCUAGACGGAUGGACCUCUCUGUUUAUUCUUGAAAGCAGGGCCGUGUUCGUUAAGGCACAAACGUUUUGCAACUAAGGAAAAUAAAGCGUUUCUGAUUGGAUAAGUCCAGGCAGAAUCUCUCCAAUUCGGACCGUUUUCUUCGUUUUUGGUGCCUAAUGAACAAAGACCGUGGCAACUUUCUGGGAGAUUGUUUCUCAUCUGCAGCUACACUUUUGGACUGAAUGUCAUGCAGUAUUUGAGUGUGGGGACCUGACUGCUCCAGACUCAUUUUAACAGGAAUGGGCAGUCAAACCUGUAUAAUAUACACACUCGAUUACAUGUGUACAUAUGACGUAUAUAUUUUUCAACUUUUCACUGUGCUUCUGAUUUUAGUACGUGUUCCUCUUUUAACUGACUGCUUCUUUUACAUUUUUUGUUUUUUACGACUUUGGGAGAAAAAAAAAUAGGUGAGUUUUCUGUUUGUCUGCCUGCAAUUUUUACAUCCCAAAUGGAAACCUAUUCCCUAUAUCGUGCACUGUUUGACCACAGUCCUAUGGGACCUAUUCCCUAUAUAGUGCACUAUACAAAAGAAUAGGGUGUCAUUUGGUAUGCAUGCUUACUUCCUAGUCUGCUUUUUAGUCCCAUUUUAAGUGCAGUUAUGUGGUCUCUAACAAGGUGCGGGUUUUUAAGAGGAAGUGUUUAUGAAAUCAUCAUGAUGAUGUGUAUAGGUCGUAAUGUUAAUGUAGUAUACGGUUUCACUUGGAAGACCAUUCAACAAGCCAUAAUGAUGGCCCAGAUAUUCAUUUAGAAAAUGUAUAUUUGAGAUUUCACCCCUUUUUUUUCUUUUUUUUUUAAAAGAUGUUUAAAAAAUACCCUUAAGAUGCUCUGUUUUUAGGGUGUGAUGAAAAGUUUGAGGAAGGAAGGAAGGAAAGCUUCAGAGCUCCUGCACUUUUUGUAUAAAAAAAAAUACUUUUAAAUGCAGCCCUAUGUAAAAAUCAUUUUUUGUACACAAGUUAUCACCUCAAUUGUUAUGUCCGGACUAUUUUGAAAUCGUAGCACCAGCAAAACGGCUAACAUUUUGUUUUAUCUUUUAAAUCAUGUUUUUCAUUGCUGUUCUUAGUUGUGGGUGGGUGUGUGUGUGUGUGUGUGUGUGUGUGGAAUCUCUUAUGUAUGAGUCUAAAAGUUUGGCCGAUAAGACUCCAUGUUGUCAUUGACCAUCUUGGACGGUCACUCCUGUUGUACUCGGUGUUACUCAAUGGUGUCCUUGAUCAUAAAUACAUUUUUAUACAAUUAAUGAAAA
Messenger RNA from Oncorhynchus masou masou (cherry salmon), 3685 nucleotides. Its product is annotated as CTD small phosphatase-like protein 2-A. Gene Ontology annotation, molecular function: phosphoprotein phosphatase activity. The coding region runs from base 534 to 1991 and encodes 485 amino acids. The record is from RefSeq and is a predicted model, not a curated record. NCBI's taxonomy places the organism in Eukaryota, Metazoa, Chordata, Actinopteri, Salmoniformes, Salmonidae. The transcript is spliced from 13 exons.